Molecule: messenger RNA, 2658 nt
Organism: Photinus pyralis (common eastern firefly)
Lineage: Eukaryota; Metazoa; Arthropoda; Insecta; Coleoptera; Lampyridae
Product: facilitated trehalose transporter Tret1-like
Exons: 8
Coding region: 85-1575 (496 amino acids)
Biological process (GO): transmembrane transport
Cellular component (GO): membrane
Molecular function (GO): transmembrane transporter activity
Source: RefSeq, a predicted model, not a curated record
AACUUAUAAACCUUACUAUAGUCACAGAUAAAAUACCCAAUUUUAUCUGUGCUAUAGUGUUCGGGUGUGCUGAUUACUUAUAAUAUGGCCGACCUGAACAAUAGUAUUUCUGGCGAGCCAAGUGUCUCCAAAUUUCAAGAACUUAAGUUUGUGUUCCCAGAGAUAGUCGCUGCGACCGCUGUUAGUUUUCUUUCAAUUUCUGUAGGGCUGGGAACAGCAUAUUCAGCUAUUUUAAUACCACAGUUGUCGGCAGCACAGCGAAAUAAAGAGUUAGAUGCGAUUACGCUAACGGAAACUGAAGGAGUAUGGUUUACAAGUUCGGUGGCGCUGGUAAUGCCGUUUGCCGGUGUAAUAGCGGGAGUACUGACUGAUAACUUGGGGCGAUUGAGAGUUCUCCAAAUGUCUACACUACCACAAUUUAUUGGGUGGGUUAUAAUUGCUACAGCAAGCAACACCUGGAUGUUGUUCGCAGGACGACUCGUAACUGGAUUUGCGGGUGCUUUAGUUAUUGUACCAUCAAUGGUGUACGUUUCGGAAAUAAGUUCACCGAAAAUUAGAGGCGCUCUACAGAGUAUAUCAUCUACAUUCUACAACGCAGGGCUGUUGACGACGUAUUUGAAAGGGUGGUUUUUGAGCUGGCGCGUUAUUGCAUGGUUAGCGGUUGCGUAUAGUGUAAUUUCACUUCUGUGCGUGCUGUUUAUCCCUGAAAGUUCUGUAUGGCUCUUGAAGAAAGGAAAAUCUGGCGAUGCGCAAAAAUCUUUCGAAUGGUUUACUAAAUAUCGGCAAAAGUACGAGAGCGAAACCCUAAAUGAAUCACCUCAGCUUCAAAACAUGGAGAUUAUUAAAGAGGAACCCUUCAGUUUGAAAACACGUAUACGUUGGACAUUAAAACAGUUUGCCCUUCCAACUGGCUAUAAACCAUUUCUGAUUAUGGCAGCAUUAAUGGUAAUACAGGAGUUUUCUGGUGCACAUGUAAUAAUGAUGAACGCAGUAAUAUUUUUCGAGGGCAUUGGAACUAAUUUCGAUCCCUAUUUAGCAUCAGUAUACAUGGCAACCAUGCGAGUAGGGAUGGCAGUAACACAAAUAUGGUUGAUGAGACGAUUCAACCGACGAGCACUUUUAAUGGUCAGCUGUGUGGGAAUGACGAUUUGUAUGAUAAUAUCGGCAGUGUACACCAAAUGGAUUCAAGACGGCAGUACGACAAGAAAUUGGGUGCCGUUAUGUAUGCUGAUAUUGUAUUUUAUGUUUUUCACUGGUCUCAUUAGUAUACCCUUGGUAGUAACUACUGAAGUUUUUCCCUUACCGAUACGCGGACUUGCAUCAAACUUAAUUUCUGCUAUAUUGUACAUUAUGCUAUUUGGCGCCCUUCAAAGUUUUUACCCCUUAUAUAACGCACUAGGAGGGCUAUCUGGCGUACAAUAUUUUUACGGACUUGUAUCUGCGGUAGGAUUCAUAUUCGUGUUUUUAUUUUUGCCAGAAACACAUAACAAGGAUUUGUGGGUUAUUGAGAGAUACUUUUUACACAAUACAAUGUAUUUCUCCAUGAAAGGCAAACAUUUAAUUCCGUGUCACUAAAUUUAACAUUUAAUAUUUGUGAAUAUAUAUUAAUAAUAAUAAAUAAUGGAAUUAAAGUAAUUUCUGCACAAUACAUACACCUAUCCACUACAAUUAUUAUUGAAGUGUUAGUACCUAUAGUGGUUAAUUAACUAACUAGUAAUUAACUAGUCUCCAUCAUUAUUUUAACCUUGCAAAAUACAAUAGUCAACAAAAAUGCAUCAAAUUCAUGUCUUGAGCAUUGCGAAAAUACUCUUAGUCUUUUUCCCAACUGUUUUGGUGCAUAAAUAAUGAUUUUGAGAUGCGUUGAUCAAAAUCCAUGUGGUCUCCAAAAAUGCCUCAAAUUCAUGUCUUGGGCAUCGAAAUAACGCUAUUGUUCUAUUUCACAACGAUCUUGGUGGAUGAAUGACGAUUUUGACAUGUUUUGAUCAAAAUACGUGUGACCCCAGGAAAGGAAUUCAACACCUUUAAAUCAAACACACGCGGUGACAAAAUGUGGAUGUUAAUUAUUUUAUAAUUACAUUUUGUAUAUCCAGAUUUUUGGGAUUUAAGCGUAGAAACUUAGUAAGUCAAUAGAAAGACACAGAAGUUUAUUAUAACCCUUUGAAUCAAAGGUUUACCUAUGUGUUUUUUCAAUAAGUUUUCAAAUUCUCAGUUCAAGUUUCAGGUUUUUUUUUGUAUAUACACUGCAAUAAAAUUUAUGUUCGUUACAUGUGUUUGCCGCGAAUACAGUUCACUUAUCAAUAUGUAGCCCACGGCCGCUCGCAAUAGCUUUUGAAGAUAAGAGUUUAAGACAUUUUCUAAUCCACAUCAAGGCGUGUAGUAGCGUCAGGCAGUGUAGUACGGCGAAGCCUUUUGUUAAGGUUUUCUUCGUGUGAAAAAUUAGAAGCAUCUAUCGCCCGAACGACCACCCAAAAAUUUUUUCAUCUUGUUCAUCAAACAGUUUUGUUUAUCAUCUAAUUGUGAGUUAAGUGCGUUUUAUAUCGCAAAUCUUGCACGACCAGAUUAUUUGGAUUGUUAAGAAAAAAACUGUCAGUAAUUUUAAGAUUCCUUAUUUUAUUCGUCGACCGCCUGCGUGCGGGGUAAUAUGUACAAACAAACGUC